AGAGUCAGUCAGUUUUUUUUUAACGGGGAGUCAUUAUAAGGACUGUAUCCAUAACAUAACUCAUUCCUUCCGAGAAACAAACAAACGACAACUCGUGUAUUUUUCAAACAUGGCGAAAUUGUUCAGCUCUAUUAGAUUCUGAUCGUCUUCCUGAAACUACGUUUCAGCGUCUUAUCGCAAAUUUUUAAAAAUGAAGCUUUUAUGCUAUAAGGCACAGCUGAUCUCAACGGAAAACAACUUUUCGCUUCGCUUAUACCGUCAAAAUACGAGUGAAUUUUCAUCUGAUUUCCAUCGUUGACAAUGGAUACAAUCAUGGAAGGUCCGGAGCGGACGUCGGAUAAAACCGCGGUCCAGCGGUCCGAGGGCGGCGGCAUGCUUAUCUUGCCGUGGACAAAGCAAAUAUUGUGUGUACUUUGGGAGCAUCUGAGACUACUCCUUCAUGUGGUGUAUUACAGCUUCUUGGCGGUGUUCCAGAUGUUCCGCCUGGAAGUGCACUUGAGAAUAACGGACGAGGCGGGACAUCCUCGCGUUCAGCACGUGAGCGCAUCUGGAGGCCCCGCGGAAUCCUUUUUCCUCAACUCUUUGUUCGACGGGAGUGGCAGCGUGUUUAUGCCCGGGUCUGGCUCGCUGUCCAAGCGCGGCGUUAACACCUAUGCGGGCGCUUCCCACGCCGGGGCGCUCCUGUCCAGCUUCGGUGCCGAAGACCUGUGCCUCAGUCUCGUGGACGAUUUUGUCAUCCGCGCGCAAGAAAGUUUAUCGGACGACACCCGCGAUGAUUUCUGUCUGGGCCAUCACCCGGCCUGGAAACGGAACGGUCCCGCCGACUGGGAGGUACGGGUUACCGAAGAAUGCCAGCGCGAGGCGGAAGCCUGUUGUUCCAGCGGCAGAACUGUGAAAGUCGAGGAGGCUGUUCCAGACCGUGAUGCCACUGUAGAGAAGAGCGACUCUUUUUGGGAUGAGGAGGAGGAAGAAGAAGCCGGAAAGGAGUUUGACGAGAAGGAGAGUCGGGCUCUGUGGGAUUCCUUUAGCAAAUCUUCUGACCCGGAGGCUGUUCCAGACCUCAAUGCCGCUGUAGAGAAGGACGACUCUUUUUGGGAUGAGGAGGAGGAGGAAGAAGCCGGAGAGGAGUUUGACGAGAAGGAGAGUCGGGCUCUGUGGGAUUCCUUCAGCAAAUCCUCUGACCCGUACAACCCCCUCAGCUUCUCCGCCUGCAUCUCUACCUCAUCAGAUAACGAAAGCGAACGGAACGAGGGAGGCUACGCCAGCGAGGGCUCGGACCGGGACUCGGCCAGCCGCUCCGCCGGAGACGGCCCGGCGCCCCAACCUUUCGGGAGGUCCCGCCCGGACUGGGUCCGGCCCGGCUCGGACAGCGAGGGCGACUGGGACAGUUCCGACGACUCCGGCGGGGAGGACGACGACGACGAGGUGGAGGAGGAGAACGAGCGGCUCUGGGAGCUGUUCGCUAACCCGCUGGACCCCUACAACCCGCUGCACUUCACUGCUUGCGCGGCCAGCUCUGGCUCCGGCUCCAGCUCCAGCUCCGGGCCCAAGGGGAUGGAGGGGCCCGUGGAGCAGGACGGCCCGCCCGGACCCCAAACGAGCCGUCCGGCCCCCGUCCCCUCAGACUGCGCAGAGAGCGACGGGCCCUCCUGUUCAGACGAAGAGGAAGAGGAGGAGGAGGAGGAGCUGUGGAACUCUUUCGCGCAGAGCGCCGACCCCUAUCACCCCCUGCACUUCAGAGCCUGCCUCCAGACAUCCCCCACAGCCCGGGACAGGCCCAAAAAGCGGGGCGCGGCGGCCCCCGGGCUGCAGAGAGCCAGGCGCCCAAAGCCACGUUUGCCAAAGAGACACCUGAAGAGACACUGCUGUGUCCAGGCCUCCCAGGAGCCCCCCAGGAGGCUGACCCCGUGGAAGAAGCCGGGAAGCGGUCCCGAAACGCAUCUCCAAACGGCAGAGACACACGGCCCAAAAAAGGUGCGCUUCUCGCCGCUGGUGCGGGUGCACGUCAUGUGGGCGUGGUCCUACGCCAUGCAGGCGGUGCGGAGGGGACCCUGGGAAGAGAUGGCCCGGGACAGGGCUCGCUUCCAGCGGAGGAUUCAGGAAACGGAGCAGGCCAUUGGCUACUGCCUGCACCAAUCGCACAGGGAGAAGAUGCUGGACUGCCUGACCCGCAGGCAGAACAUGGCACCCGUGCUCAGACUGUGAACACAAAGGGAGACGAACCUGCUUUCUCAUCCGCCCUUACGGCGCUCAACUCUGAUUGGCCUGGCAGGGGGCACGCGGACCAAUCACAGCGUCCAAACACUGACCCGAACACUUCCUGUACCUCACUGGUGUGCUUGGCCACACAUUACAGCUGCACUGAUACUCUUAACUUAAAUUAUUUAUAGAUUUGUAUAUACACAUUGUGUACUUUUAUAUUACUUAUAGAUACGGCUUUGUACAUUACAUGCGUUUUAAGCUUCUAUUUUUGUGUUUUUAAUGACUGGAUAUUUUUGGAUCUAUUUUUUUGUAGAAACGUUACAGACACGUGGGAGUGCUUUGUCUUGGAGGCCUGUGGCUUUCCGUUGGUUGCAGAGUUAGCGGUGUUUCUGGAGGCGGAAAGGCUGACCCGCCAUUUCCUCUGUUCAUCACCCGCCAAUAAAGCCUGUCAUUUCAGA
Anguilla rostrata (American eel) is the source of this 2660-nucleotide messenger RNA. RefSeq names its product protein phosphatase 1, regulatory subunit 15B. Gene Ontology annotation, molecular function: protein phosphatase regulator activity. The coding region runs from base 301 to 2205 and encodes 634 amino acids. NCBI's taxonomy places the organism in Eukaryota, Metazoa, Chordata, Actinopteri, Anguilliformes, Anguillidae. The transcript is spliced from 3 exons. The record is from RefSeq and is a predicted model, not a curated record. Gene Ontology annotation, biological process: response to endoplasmic reticulum stress. Gene Ontology annotation, cellular component: protein phosphatase type 1 complex; endoplasmic reticulum.